This is a messenger RNA of Toxotes jaculatrix (banded archerfish), 2036 nucleotides long. It is a transcript of the gene scg2b, whose product is annotated as secretogranin II b. The coding region runs from base 1 to 1797 and encodes 598 amino acids. The record is from RefSeq and is a predicted model, not a curated record. Gene Ontology annotation, cellular component: secretory granule. NCBI's taxonomy places the organism in Eukaryota, Metazoa, Chordata, Actinopteri, Toxotidae. The transcript has a single exon.
AUGCUGCAUUUCCACCACAAGUUGCCCACGGGGGGAGCCGUGGUCCUGCUCGCCUUCCUCCUCCAUGGAUGCGCCGUGCAGACUGCGUCUCUCCCCCGCCACUACAGGCUCCGGGGCGGGGAAAGUGAGGGGCAGCCGGCUGCCUACCCUCCUAGCUCCGACAUGAUAAAAGCCCUGGAGUACAUUGAGAACCUGAAGCAGCGGAACGGGGGCCGACCUGAACCCGUGGAUUACGACGAAGUGGACAAGUUCAAGGUCCUGCUUCAGCUCGCCUCUCAGCAGGACGAGGGUCCCGGGGAUCGCCAGUCUGCCCCCGGCACGCAGAGGCAGGACAUUACCGCUGAGCAGCUGAUGAAAGCCCUGCUCAAGUCUCUGCAGGAUCAGGCCGGGAGAGAAACUAAGCUCAGCCCCGCAUCGGCGCCCAGGAAUGACCGCCGCACGCACAGGCACCGCACCAAAGACACUGAAAUUCCCGAGAGCGCACCAGUAGACUACGGCAAUUUCCCCAGGCCCCACAAGAAGUACCCGCUGAUGUUUGAGGAUGAGGAGAACGCGGAAGCUUCAAAACGAGCCACAGAGGACCUGGACGAGCAGUACACCCCACAGAGUCUUGCCAAUUUACGCUCCAUCUUUGAAGAGUUGGGGAGGAUGCCCACAGUCGGCGGCCAGAAGAGAGACGUGUUCGGGGACGACGAUGAUGAGGAAGACGAUGGGGUCAGCCUGAGGAACCAGGCUUACGAGGAUGUGGCCGGAGGAGAGGAUUGGAUCCCCGUGGAGGAGAGGGAGGAGACGGAGGAGAUGGUGAACGGGAGCCACGAAGAAAUGGAGAGGGCGCUGGGUGACCAGGAAGAAGCAGACAGGGAGGAGAUGCAACGCCGGGCCAGCCAGAACCAAGAGGAGGCUGACGAUGACACUAAGCUGGUAGAUUACUACCUGUUGAAGGUCCUGGAGAUGAGCGACCAGACGCAGAAGAGGGAUAAGACCGGAGAGCAGAAAAAGAGACUGAUCCGCCCCUCCAUCGUGGAUCCUCGGACAGUGAAGGAGCUGCUGGAGCUGUCCCUUAAGCUCCACGUCCCUCCACAGGACCUUAUCGAUAUGCUGCUCACAGAGGAGCUCAGAAAGCUCCACCGCGAUCCCCAAGCCUCGGCGCGCUACACGACCGGCCAGACCCCCAAGAUCAGGUACUUCAGCCGCAGACUGCCCCUAAAGAGCAAGACCGCACCCGAAGACAUGGACAGAGAGGACUUUUUAGACAUAAUCGGAGUGGAGACUAUCAGUAACGAAUAUCCCGUGGUGCAGAGACCCCUGAAGACCUCUCCCUCCUCGGACAGAGUCCCAUUGGCGUCCAACCCCGCUGCAAAUUCAGGUCCAGUUAAAAUCCCCCCUCCCUCCGGACGCAGGGAGAACCUCUUUCUGUCCGAGCUCAACAAAAUGCCCCUCAAACGUCAGGCCGAUGGCGCCUACGACGAAGACGACGACGGCGACGUGGAAGACGAGGUGACCACCUACCUGGCGGCCAAAAUACUCACAGAGUACCCCAACACCAUCACCAAGCGGGACACCCAGGCGCAGCUGAAGGGGCAGUUCCCCUACGAGCUGUACGAGCGCGCCAUGAAGCAAGCGGAGGCUGAAAGGAGGCCAGUGGCCAAGAGGGAAACCGAGGUGGCCACAGAGGAGAAAGUCAAGCCCACAGAGGCGCAGGGAAAAGAGGAGAUCACGGCCAAGACCUCGGCUCCACAGACCGUGAACGAUGAAGAGGAGAAGGAGCACCGUGAAAAAACAGUGGCAGGGAUGUAGCCUGGACCCCUGCAAGACGCACGAAUUUAUGAAUAUAGUAUUUAUACUGUCUCAAAAAUAAAGUUUGGUGGACGUGAUCUAGUUUACAAAUUUCUAUUAUAUGAACUAUAGCUGGUAUUACUAAUAUCACCCUAACGAAAAUGAACUAGGCUAUAGUAAUCUUACAGGUCCAAUACAUUAUUUAUCUAUUUAUUUAUUUAUUUAAUUUAUUUGAAAAAAUACUAGUCCCUACUUGCUGC